AUGUAUCUCCGAGCCGUCCACGCUGAACCAUCCAUCAAGUCCAGCCAUAUCCCAUGGGUCCUCGAUACCAUCAGCGAUGACCCCGAUGCAUCCGUGAAAGGCCGUCUACGCGGCCAUAUGGCCCGGCAAAACCCACAAGCGAAAGCCAUAAUCGAGGCCGCUUCAACCUCGUCCACACGCAAACUACAACAGGAUGUGAUGAUCCUGUUCACGGGCCCUCAUCAUCACUAUGUUACCCCCAAGUUCUACACCGAGACGAAACCGGCCACUGGGAAGGUUGUGCCGACGUGGAACUAUGCCGCUGCUCAGGUUUAUGGCAAGGCUACUAUCUACUAUGACUCUUCGGAGGAGGAGACGUCCCAGUACCUGUCGCAGCAGAUCCAUGACUUAUCUCAUCUUUGUGAGACUUCGAUUAUGGGACACACUGGCCAGGAAGGGAAGCCGGGGCCAUGGAAUGUCUCUGAUGCCCCGGACCGUUAUAUUGACAUCAUGAGGAAGAAUAUCAUUGGGAUUGAGGUGUCGAUCGAAAGCAUUGGAGGCAAGUUUAAGAUGAGUCAGGAGAUGGGGGAGAAAGAUCGUGAGGGCAUUAUUGAUGGGUUUAGCAAUCUGGGGUCGGAUGUUGGAAACCACUUGGCUGGUACGAUCAAGGAGCGCGGCGAGAUGAAAGAUGCAGCGAAGAUCAAACAAUGA
Molecule: messenger RNA, 690 nt
Organism: Penicillium canescens
Lineage: Eukaryota; Fungi; Ascomycota; Eurotiomycetes; Eurotiales; Aspergillaceae
Product: FMN-binding negative transcriptional regulator
Exons: 2
Coding region: 1-690 (229 amino acids)
Source: RefSeq, a predicted model, not a curated record